Molecule: messenger RNA, 321 nt
Organism: Paramecium tetraurelia
Lineage: Eukaryota; Ciliophora; Oligohymenophorea; Peniculida; Parameciidae
Exons: 2
Source: RefSeq, a predicted model, not a curated record
AUGCCUAAAGACGCUAGAGGAAAAAACAGGAAAUGGGGGAAUCACAAGGAUAGAUAAUUCGAAUAAGUCAAUGAGGGUGAAUUGAUUGAAUAAUUAAAACACCAGGCAGAAGACGAUUCAGAAGAUGAUGAGGAAGUUGAAUAAGUAGAUUAACCUUAAAAAGUUGAAUAAAAAGUGGAAGGCUAAGAGGAGUAACAAUAAGAAAAAAAGAAGAAAAAGAAAAAAAGAGUGACUGCUGAAGGAGUACCAAAACCAAAAAAAUAAAAGAGAAAUCUUGACAUGCCUGAAUCAGAAGAGGAAGAUGAGUCACAAUAUUAUUGA